CCAUUACAACAACCAGUUUAUUUACGCCUAGGCAAGGUCAGUGCCGUAACAGCUCCCAGCCGAAACCUAUAUCAUUAAGACAAGUUCCAACGACUGCUGUGAAAGGGAUUCUAGGACUUUUUGGACCUCAAACGCAGCCUGUACUAUUAUAGUAUAUUUUGUGAAGGAAAGAGUCGACCGUUAUACUGUAAAUUUAUAAUACAUUCACAUAAAUCUUAAUACGACGAAACGGUUUCGUUGGACAAUUUUGGAUUCUAAAGAAGAAUGGAGUCCACUCAUCUCCGUCCAGAACUCGAGAAACUCAUCGCGAAAACAGAUAUUAGCAGAUGGAGAUUGAAUAUCGCGAAGGAUUCAGCAGAGACUUGGGAAUAUUUAUCGGAAGAAGACUCGAAGAAAAGACCGUUAACAUUUAAGGAAAAGUACUAUCUUGGAAUAGACCCAGAAGCAAAAAAACUUGGUCCAGCGAAGACUCCGCUAGAGAGUGCAAGAAAUGGUUUCGAAUUCUUUCGCAACCUCCAGAACGAUGACGGACAUUGGGCUAGUCCGUAUCAGGGACCGUUGUUCCUGAUUCCAGGAUUUGUCCUUUCAUAUUACAUUACACAGACUCCGCUCCCUGAUGGAUGGGCUACGGAAAUUGUUCGAUACUUGACAAACCAUACGAAUGACGACGGUGGAUGGGGUAUUCACACAGAAGGCGAGUCAACCGUUUUUGGUACGGUCAUGAACUACGUCGUCCUUCGUCUUCUGGGUAUGGAGGCCGAUCAUCCUGUGGCUGCGAAGGCUCGUCAUUGUCUGCAUGGACUUGGAGGUGCCAUUGGUGCACCCCAUUGGGGCAAGUUUUGGCUUGCUUGUUUAAAUGUUUAUUCUUGGGAUGGUGUGAAUCCUAUUCCUCCGGAGCUUUGGAUGCUUCCCGAAUGGAUUCCCGCACACCCCAGCAAAUGGUGGUGUCAUGUACGAAUGGUUUACCUGCCAAUGGGUUACAUGUACGGAGAAAGACAUGCCUGUCCAGUAAAUGACUUAAUUCUUGAGCUCCGCAAGGAGCUUUAUGUUACACCGUAUUCCGAAAUUAACUUCCGAAAACAUCGCAACAAUGUGAAUCCAAUUGAUGUGUAUUGCCCACACACUUGUCUUUUAGACUCCAUCAAUUGGAUCGUCGAGAAGUAUGUGCAUUACGUUCGACCAAACUUUGUUCGUACGGCUGCAACCAGGGCUGCUUAUGACUUGAUUAAGAUUGAGAAUGAAAACACAGACUAUGCAUGUCUCGGUCCGGUAAAUGCCUGCAUGAAUACACUUUGUGUGUAUUUUCACGAAGGUCCCAAGAGCUAUGCAUUCAAGCGUCUCAUUGACCGGUUACGCGAGUUCAUGUGGAUUCAACCGGAAGGAAUGUGUAUGCGGGGAACAAACGGCGUUCAAAUCUGGGACACAUCGUUUGCUCUGCAGGCCUUGUACGAGUCAAAGCUUAUUUUUGAGAAGGAAUACCUUGGCAACGCACAAAAAGCACUCAACUUUUUGGACAAUAUGCAAGUCCGUAAGAAUGUUGGUGGAAAAGGUUACCGUCAUAGCAACUUUGCUUGUUGGCCAUUCAGUAACGUUACCCAAGGCUAUACGGUGUCAGACACGACAUCUGAAGCUAUGCGGGCGGUUAUGAUGGUGCAGUCUGUCCCGGGUAUCUUGUCUCGUGUCAGCCGUAACCGUUUGCGCUGGGCUGUUGAUUUAUUGUUGACUAUGCAGAACGACGAUCUGGGCUUUGCGUCGUAUGAGCCUAUUCGCAGUGGAGCUUGGUUGGAGAAAAUCAAUCCCGCUGAAGUUUUCGGCAAGAUCAUGGUCGAGUAUUCGUAUCCAGAAUGUACGACAUCCGUUGUUCUGGCCCUGAAAACGUUCUCCAACUUGGAUCCGGAGUAUCGACUUUCGGAUAUCAAUGAGACAAUUGACAAGGCGGUUCGUUACAUCGAAGGAGCCCAACGGCCGGAUGGCAGUUGGUACGGAAGCUGGGGUAUUUGUUUCACGUAUGCCGCUAUGUUUGCCACGGAGUCUCUUGCUAUUGUUGGCAGAACGUACGCCAACAACGAGCACCAAAAGCGGGCAUGUGAAUUUUUAUUGUCCAAGCAACGUGAAGACGGCGGCUGGAGCGAGAGCUAUAUUGGUUGUGCUACCGGUGUGUAUACCGAAUGGCGGGAUACAAGUCUUGUCGUUCAGACAUCGUUUGCUCUUCUAGCAUUGAUGAAUGCAGAGUAUCCGGACCGGGAACCGAUUGUUCGUGGUAUUCGAUUCCUCAUGAAGAGUCAGCGUGACGACGGCAGCUGGCACCAAAAAUCCAUGGAAGGCAUCUUUAACAAGAACGUUUCCAUUGCCUAUCCCAACUAUAAAUUCUAUUUUUCCAUUAAGGCUCUUGGUAUAUUUGCCGACAAGUACGGAAACUCGAUUGAAAACUAGUGGCAGUAGGAAAAAACGAGACAGAAUAACUUUGUUUUUUUCUUUUUUUUUUUGGUAUUUAGCAGUCCAGCGGGUGACGUGCGUUGUUUUAAACUGUUAAUCUCUUUCUCUCUCUCUCACUCUCGACUCAAACUCAAACUCAGUCGUUUAUAUGCUACUUUACUUUCGGUGAAAGGGGAAGCCAUCCUGUAAAAUCUACUAGUCUCCACACUUUGGAGCAUUGUAAUUCAUAAGUUAAUUCAGGACACAGAGAGGCUAAAGUACUUCUACGAAACUGUAUUCUCUUUCUUUGUACUCUAAACCUUUUGACAAAUGGGCUACUUGUUUGGCAAGUCAACAGACACGGCGUUUGGAAUCAUCAACUGACGGCUUUACACUACUCUCCACUCCAUCGUAACGAAUUAUGGUAAUCGUAAUCAUGUCAUUACUGCCAUUUGUAGCUGUGCUGUUCGCAAAUCUACUCCAAAAGAUGGUCUAUUCUUUCAGAUAAUCCCGAAGCUCCUUUAGGUCGCUCUGACCAGUGGCAUCAGUGAGCUGGCCCUUCAUAAUGGUCUCUUUUUUAUCAUUUGCAUGAUGAUGAUGGUGAUGAGGAGGAGGACCGCCAAUUUCAGCAGAAUUGUUGUCUGGUGCCUCAGUUUCCAAUUCAGCUUCUAAACGAUUGUGAAGCGUGCGCUGGUCUUUAGAGUCAUUUAACUUAUGAGCAUGAUUGUGCUUGUUGGUUGUCUGUUGAUGAUGUUUUCCCGUACGCUCAUCUGAGUCGUUCGUGUGUGCAAGGUAAUGAGACCUGGAGGACAUGGUUGUUAAUCAAAAAAAAAAGAGGAACUUCUGCUGGGAUUGCAAUUGAAUGUUGUUGUUGUGUGCUCUAAUAGACGGCGCACCCGCGUCAAUUUAUACUUGUGCCAUUUCUUCAUGAAACGUACUCUACGUCAGAACAAUUAACGGCCGCUGUGAACGGGAACAUGGUGG
Schizosaccharomyces japonicus yFS275 is the source of this 3399-nucleotide messenger RNA. Its product is annotated as lanosterol synthase Erg7. Gene Ontology annotation, cellular component: lipid droplet. Lineage: Eukaryota; Fungi; Ascomycota; Schizosaccharomycetes; Schizosaccharomycetales; Schizosaccharomycetaceae. The transcript is spliced from 2 exons. Gene Ontology annotation, biological process: secondary alcohol biosynthetic process; triterpenoid biosynthetic process; steroid biosynthetic process. Gene Ontology annotation, molecular function: intramolecular transferase activity; lanosterol synthase activity. Bases 265 to 2433 code for a protein of 722 amino acids. The record is from RefSeq and is a predicted model, not a curated record.